UCCAGAUCAAGAUACAAAUUGUUCGCCAUCUAGGAUGCUAAUAAGCAGCUUUACUUGAUUCUCACUCGAUUUAGCAACACUGAGAUAUCUUGAGGCUUCUUUUUCAACGCAUCAAUUCGUCUCGCUCUUCAUCAUGACAUCAUCCGCACCAAAACCACCGCGCGGCCACUUCAGCCUGCUCUACUUUGCCAGCGCCGGCUCUUUUACAGGCAAAGAUCACGAGAGUCUGCCUGCGCCGGUGCCUAUCGGAAAGCUCUUUUCCGAGCUGGAGUCGCGAUAUCCCGGCAUCCAGGCCAAGAUUCUCGACUCGUGUUUGGUAACGGUCAACCUGGAUUAUGUAGACAUUCCCACGGAGGGCGAAGAAGGCGCGGUGAUCCAAGAGGGAGAUGAGGUUGCGAUAAUUCCACCCGUCAGCUCUGGUUGAAUUUCUGCCAGUACAACCGUAUUCGUGACAGUUUUUCCAUGUUGUUUAAAGAGGGGUGGACACUUUUCGAGUAGAAUAUCGUCCUCAUCAGAUAUUCCCCGCCGAAUUCUCUUGCUGCGGCGAUAGCAAUGGGUCUCGCUCCGGAUCGCCUCUGUCUGUCUGCCGCUGAAAUGGCAACUUCCACCGAGAUGCCCAUUCCCAGCUCAUUUCCGAUUUCCGUAUCUUCCGCGCCAGUAUUAUCAACGCUGCGACCAGUAUGACAGCCGCCAAAGUGGCCACAAUAGUUGCAACAACUGUCAACCCCAUCCUCGACGAAAUUUGGC
Messenger RNA from Trichoderma atroviride IMI 206040, 747 nucleotides. Lineage: Eukaryota; Fungi; Ascomycota; Sordariomycetes; Hypocreales; Hypocreaceae. The record is from RefSeq and is a predicted model, not a curated record.